This is a messenger RNA of Ostertagia ostertagi, 225 nucleotides long. NCBI's taxonomy places the organism in Eukaryota, Metazoa, Nematoda, Chromadorea, Rhabditida, Trichostrongylidae. The record is from the annotation of a GenBank genome assembly.
AUGGGAUCAGCAGUGAGCACUUCAACAUGUCCCAUACUUUUCCAGAUAGCUGAAAGUGAAGAAGAACGCUAUUCAAGGAGGAUUUUCAUUGAUGAGAAGGUGUUCAACGGUGAAGAGCAUCGAGGCGAAACCUUGCAAGAGGCACCAGGUACUCUGGUGACGAUCCGAAAUGUGCCAAACGUGUCCAAGUUGAGCGUGACGGCUUUGAUUUCGAAAAAGAAAUAG